Dibothriocephalus latus is the source of this 237-nucleotide messenger RNA. Lineage: Eukaryota; Metazoa; Platyhelminthes; Cestoda; Diphyllobothriidea; Diphyllobothriidae. The record is from the annotation of a GenBank genome assembly.
GUCUGUAUGCUCAGCAACAGCACGGCCAUUGUGGAGGCCUGGGCCCGGCUGGGGCGCAAGUUUGAUCUGAUGUUUGGCAAACGCGCUUUUGUGCAUUGGUACACGGGUGAGGGCAUGGAAGAGACGGAGUUUAUGGAUGCGCGGGAGGACAUGGUGACGUUGGAGCACGACUAUGAAGAAAUGGCCAUCGAUACGCUUGAUAUGGAUGCGGAAGAGGACUACUCGGAUGAAAUUUAA